UGUCCAGAUAUGGUAAGAUACACAAGGGAGAUUCCACCAGCUCAUUACUCAUUCAAAAUAGAAGGAUUCUCCUUACUGUCGGAUACCAAGGUUGAAAAAAUUGAAUCUGGUAUUUUUGAAGCUGGUGGCUAUAAAGAGGAAGGUUCUCUACCAAAUGGAAACCCAAAAAGCAAUGGCAAAGACUUUAUUUCUCUCUAUUUAGCCAUUGAAGAAACAAAAUCAUUGCCUCAACGAUGGGAAGUUAAUGCUGAUGAGUUCAAAUUAUUUGUAUUUGACCAGAAAGAGAACAACUACUUGACAGUCCAAGAUUCUGGUGACGAAAGAAUAAAACGUUUUCAGGAAAUGAAGACCGAAUGGGGAUUCUCCAAGUUAAUUUCUGGAAACUUUGAAAGAUACAAACUUUCCAUGAUUAAAAAUCCGGACCGUUCUACUCUUACUUGGAACCUGGAGAAAUUCUCUACACUCAAAGAGACUAGUUAUCUCUCUAAACCCUUCACUGUUGGAGGAAGAAAAUGGUACGGUUUAUCCAGAAGUACGGCUAGUGACCUGCAUGAAAAAUCCAAGGGAUUCGUUAUGAACGAUACUUUGAUAGUUGAGGCUAAAAUUACCCUCAUUUCUGUGACUAAAUUGUCCCAUUAG
Hibiscus syriacus is the source of this 639-nucleotide messenger RNA. RefSeq lists its product as uncharacterized. The record is from RefSeq and is a predicted model, not a curated record. Gene Ontology annotation, molecular function: protein binding. NCBI's taxonomy places the organism in Eukaryota, Viridiplantae, Streptophyta, Magnoliopsida, Malvales, Malvaceae. Bases 10 to 639 code for a protein of 209 amino acids. The transcript is spliced from 6 exons.